CGGUCCAUUUUCAGCUCACCUUGGAGGUCGUAAACCAUAACCACAGCCCCCCUCCCCUCUCAUUCUCCUCCUUCACCUCUGAAGGAUUGUCUUUUCUAAAGAGGGAAUUCGUCCUCUGAAGAGUGUGACCCCCCAUUCCAGCAGCAUCUCCACAAACCCCCUUCAAGGAAAAUGAGACUGGGAAAAAUGUGCCGACUAAACGCACUGGGGAUAUAUUUGUGGGAAACUCUAGUAUUUUUCAGCUUAGCGGCGUCCAAAGAAGCUGCGGCGAGGAAAGCUGCCUCCCCGAUGCCUCCUUCAGAGUUUCUGGACAAACUCAUGGGCAAGGUUUCAGGUUACGAUGCCAGAAUCCGACCAAAUUUUAAAGGCCCUCCUGUCAACGUAACCUGCAACAUUUUUAUCAACAGUUUUGGGUCCAUAGCUGAAACAACAAUGGACUACAGAGUGAACAUCUUCCUGAGGCAGCAGUGGAAUGACCCUCGGCUGGCCUACAGCGAAUAUCCCGAUGACUCGCUGGACCUUGAUCCGUCUAUGUUGGACUCUAUCUGGAAACCUGAUUUGUUCUUUGCCAACGAGAAAGGGGCCAACUUUCAUGAGGUCACCACUGACAACAAGCUGCUGCGCAUCUCGAAAAACGGAAAUGUGCUUUACAGCAUACGAAUAACUCUGGUCCUGGCCUGUCCUAUGGAUCUGAAAAACUUCCCGAUGGAUGUCCAGACCUGCAUCAUGCAGCUAGAGAGCUUCGGCUACACCAUGAACGACCUCAUUUUUGAGUGGGACGAGAAGGGAGCUGUGCAGGUGGCAGACGGCCUGACUUUACCUCAGUUUAUUCUCAAAGAAGAGAAGGACCUGCGUUACUGCACCAAACAUUACAACACAGGUAAAUUCACCUGUAUUGAGGCUCGUUUCCACCUGGAGCGUCAGAUGGGUUACUACCUGAUCCAGAUGUACAUCCCCUCCCUGCUCAUUGUGAUCCUGUCCUGGGUUUCCUUCUGGAUCAACAUGGAUGCUGCGCCUGCCCGAGUCGGUCUGGGCAUCACCACGGUGCUGACCAUGACCACACAGAGCUCCGGUUCCAGAGCCUCACUACCCAAGGUGUCCUACGUGAAAGCCAUUGAUAUCUGGAUGGCCGUCUGUCUGCUCUUCGUUUUCUCGGCUCUGCUGGAAUACGCCGCUGUCAACUUCAUUGCCCGCCAACACAAGGAGCUGCUGCGCUUCAGACGGAGGCGACGACACAUGAAGGAGGAGGACCAGGGCGAUGGGCGCUUCAACUUCCCCGGCUAUGGCAUGGGCCCCGCCUGCCUGCAGGCUAAGGACGGCAUGGCCAUCAAGGGUAACAACAACAACGCUCCGACCUCGGCCGCGCCCGAGAAGAGCAUCGAGGAGAUGAAGAAGCUGUUCAUCAGUCGGGCCAAGCGCAUUGACACGGUGUCUCGUGUGGCCUUCCCGCUUGUCUUCCUCAUUUUUAACAUUUUCUACUGGAUCAUUUACAAAAUCAUCCGCAGUGAGGACGUCCACAAGCAGUAGUGGAGAGGGGGAGGAUGAAAGGGAUGCGGAACUAAGAAUUCAGCUAAACAAAACAAAACAAAAAACCACAAAUAUGACUUCGGUAGCAGACAUUGCCCUCUUUUCCAACCAUUUAACUUGUCCCUCUUCCUUCACCUUUUCCCUUUUUUGCUGCUUUUUAACCCCCUCAAAAAAAAAGAUCCAUCCGAUCCUAUUGUUUGCAUUUAUUGCCCCCACCACCCCUGGAUCCCAGAAAAUUCUGGACCAGUGCAAUAGCAAUGCAUUUAAAUGCAUGAUAUAUGAAUGUGGCAAUAUAUUAAAGAGGAACAGCGAAACCACAAACUUUCACAGGCAAACACGACAAACUGUUUGGGAGUGAAGGAACUGAAACAAGAGGAGAUGAUGUAUUUGAUUUGAGCUUUUCUUUUGUGUGUGAAGACAGAUAUAUUAUUCUAUAUGAACACAUGAGGUGUGGGUGGAGGGUUGGGGAUGUGCAAGAGGGAUACUGCAGUGUAUUAUACUCAUAUUUAUCAUAUUUGGAAAAUUUAUAAACUUUAUUUCCAAAGGUGGGCCUCUGGAACGAAGGAUGUUUCACUAAAAACAAAAAAGAAAAAAGGAAGGAAGGCGUGUCAGGGCUUCCACUUAAUGAAUUGAUGCAAAGAUCACAUUCUAUAUAUCUAGAUUUGCUUCAAAGAUGUAUUGCAAGUACUUGUCGAAGCUCCUCCCCCCCCCCCUGCUGCCAACAAGAACUGCAGACACUUGAAGUCUGUCGCUGCCGCUUGACAAGUACGAAAAAAGACGAAAUGACUGGACACGCAGUGCUGAGAAAUCUCUGAUCAACAUCUCGACAGUCCUUAAAUGAUUAUUUUUAUGUACUAUAAUUAACUCAUGUGCCAAUUAAAUGAUGUGGCUGCACUCCACUUCAGGGUUUCAUCUGGGGAAGGGGAGCGGGUGUUUUAUUCUUUAGAUGACUGAAAUCCUUCAUUUGAUGCCAUCAGCAGAAGAAAGACCAUCUCGAUCCUUGAUGGAGUUCUUCACCCGUUUUUCGUCGCUGUGUUUUCUGAAAUUUAAACAUGUUUAAAUUUUAGCAGCACUUCCUUGCUUUGACCCUGCCUCAGUGCGAUGCUGAAAAUUCAACCCAUCCUGUUCCCAUCUGAGACAACAAAUACUUUAAAUUAUGCAGAUUUACAACAACUGUUACAUCCUAAAUAAAUGUACUUCCAUCUCACUCACAAACACCAACUGUAGCUGCAAACAUCCUGAACCACCACCACCCAGUCAGAGUUCAAUGACAGGAUUUCUGUAGUUGUGUUGCACGAGUAUCGAUCAGUCUAACAGGAUGAUGCGAUCGAUGUUUUUGCUUUGCACCAGGCUUUUCUAUGCAAUAAUCAGUAUAUGCAAUUUUGAUUUUUAUCACUUCAGAGCUCUUCCAUCUCCAGCAGUACCCUUCAGAGAGCUUUGCUUCUUUCAUCAAACUGCUACUUCUAAAGUCAAAUGUGAUUAUGUGUUAGAAUGUUUAAGGUAGAAACCUAUUGAGGCACUUUGGUCCCGAGGCAUGCAGGAUACUGCAUGAAACUCUGUUUUGUAGAAAGCAAUCGGCAAGAAGCAAGUUGAGCCAAAUUACGCCAAUCAGAUGAUAGAACUAAAGUUCAGCAAUUUGGCUCGUUGUUGAGAUUAUUUUCCAGUUUUUGCACAAGUCGUUUAAUAUUUUGCUCAUUUAUCUCCUACUCAAAUUACCCCAAAGAGGUUUUAUUUUCAUAAUGCAGAAAUUGAUAGAAAGUUUUUGGUCUACUUUCUCUUGUGAAAGAUAUAAUAAGAUAUAUUACAGCAUCUCAAUGCUGUCCUUUCCAUUUUAAAUCAUGCAGUUUGUAUGUUUAUUUACCCAGCAAGCAUAUUAUAGCAUUCAGCUGUUCAAAGGAAUGACUAUAUAUAUCAUCCAGGAAAAGCCGGAAAUACUACGAAUGUGUGUUAUUAUUAUUAAUAUAGUCAUUAUUAAUAUGAACAUAUAAAUGUUACAUGUUAUGCUAAGGUGUCCACCCACUGUGUUGUUACAGUACCAGCUCCUUUGGAGCUCAUGUGCUGUGUAGAGCAGGAAACCAGUACAAACUGGACUUGCUGCUCCCAUUACACGGCAUAUGUAUCUAGGACUCAUACGACUGGUACCAUUUCAAACUGUAUAACACCCAGGACGGUCUAACCUGUGAAACACACAUUCUUGGAGUUUUUUUAUCCAAAUGUGAGACACUUUCAUGUGGACAGUUUUAAGUUGUAUUGCAGCAUGACAAUGUGUGUUUUUAAUUUAACUCAUCAAAAUUCUGAUGCUUUUGAGAUGAAGGUGCCAUAAAAUCUGCACCACCCAACAGCUGAGCCAUUAUAUUGAGAAGUUCCUGCCCAAUUAGGCCAUUAUAUUUUGACAUUGAUUUUUUUAUCACUUGCUUAGAACACACCGACUUAUUGUUAAAAAUAGAAGAAUGGACAGAAUUCGAUAAAACAAAUGUAACAUUUGUGUUAAGUUUUGUUUUAAUCAACUUUUACCAAAAUCUGGAGCUAAAAAGGACAAAUUAACAGAUUAAACUCUAAUUCCUAAAAUGUUUAGAAUUAUAUCAGCUUGAAACAUGUUGCUUAUGCUGCAAUACACAGUGUGAAAAACCUGAUUAUAUUGCUCUAAUAAAGAUAGUUUUCUAGGUAUAGCUUACAUAUUUAGUCACAAAAGCUAGAUUAAAAAACAGCCUGUUAACCUGUUGAAAGCCCACAUCGAUGCUGUUUACAUAAUGUAGCAUACAUGGUAUCUUUGAGACAAACUAAGUUGUGCUUGUUGGACUUGUGAAGUCAAAGCCCAAACUUUACAUGUUCAAUUUAAUUUUCUUCCUUUUUUUUUUUUUUUUUUUUGCAGAACCAAGGUAUAAACAUAGCUUUUACAUAAGAGUAUGCUCGUGGUUAAGAUUUAUAUGUCUACUUUUCUUUUUGGAACAAUCAGCUGCAAAUGUUUCCAGAGAAAAAUAAACUUCCUUCCAAGGUACUUGAGUUGAUCUCGUCUGCCACCAUUUACAGUGAAAAUCCUGAAAUAUUUGAAAAGCAUUUUUAUUUUGCAUGUCUAAAACCCCUAGCGCUUCCCCUUUUAAAUUUCCCUCUUUUGUUUUGUUUAUUUAUUUUUAUUAUUUAAUCAUCAUGAUCAUCAUCAUCAUUAUUUAUUAGUUGAAGUCAAAAAUAGACUCAGAGAUUCAAUUAUGUUAUUUAUCUAUGUAAAAAGUCACAUUUAUUUGUUGUAUUUAAAGUCACAUUAGUCCUCAUCACACACUGGUGAAAGUGUAUCUCCACAUUUGACCCAUCCCUGUGGGGAGCGGUGAGCUGCAGCUGUGGCUGUGCUCCGGACCCAUUUGUUGGUUUAAAGUGAGUUUUACAGCAUGUGAUGCUGACACCUGAAAACACAAAGUUCCCAAAACAAUAUGUUUGAAACUUUUCUACCUCCAGAAAAAUGAGCUUUAAGGCAAAAGUUUAAAAACGCCAACUGGACCUGUUGGAAAGUCAAAUGGAACCAUGCUAAGUCUCUGCAGAGCUGUAUACUGUCGUGGGCUAAUAAAAAGUCUCAUAAUGUUAUUUUAAAUGUCUGAAGAAAUGGCCGCUGAGAAAUAAACUGGGCUAGAUUCUGUUUCCAUGUGGAGCUCGUAAAAGCGAACCUCACCACCUCCCGGUCUCCCUGUUCCUAUCGAAGCCUCCUUCUCUCUGAUCGCAGCUUGAACCUGAGCAGGCUCAGUCUAAUUAUGAUGACUUGUUUUUCCUACUGUGUCACAAACACUGAAACUAGAAGCACUUCUGUCCUCGAGCCAACAGCAGUCAUCCAUUCCCCUACAUAUCUUCUUGUGCCAUAUGGAGGUUGAAUAUGCAAACGAAAACAAAGACCUACAAGCAUAUCAUGCAUUCAUUCAGCCACCAUUUUUACAUGAUUCAUGACCGUUUUCUGGCGUGGGUCCAUGUGUUUAUCAUAAUCACUGUAUAGCGUUGUCAUCGGCCUCAUUUCAUUGUAUUAAUCACUGGUUAAAUAUAUGUGUUUGGGGUAGAGAGGGCAUCACAGUACAAGAUGGCUGCUCGGUUCUGUUGCGUUAUGAUAUGAUGCCGAUGGACUGAAAUAAACAAGAAAAGGGGAGUUUUGAAACCUUCAUUUCUGAAUCUGAAAUGGAUUUUAAAGUAGCAUGAUUUGAUAUUUUGAUGAAUGGUUUAUUUCUGAGGUUUUGUUUGUUUCCCUUGUAUUUUGCUGUAUGUAAUGUGCAAUCUGAUGCCCAGAAGAAGGAGGAAAACACGAUGAACCCCGAACUGCUGUGAACUAAAGGAAUAAUAAUUAAUAUUGUUAUUAUUUAUUGAUCUUCUUUGCAAAAGUUGGAAUGGCCUUAAUUUUUUUUUUUGCUUUACUUGCUUCUAUUGUGUGUUGGCACAAAGUGCACCUGUUUCUUUUGCGGAUUUCCGACGCUUAUAAUCUGAAAGUGCACAUCAAGGCAAGAUGAAAAAUGUUCAGCAAAUUAAUUUUAUUUUUCAUUAAUCCGAGAAACAAUAUUUUGCAUGAAUAUGAAUAAAAUGGCAGAUAUUUUGGCUUGUACAAAAAAUGUGAAGCAAUUUAAAAAGAAAAAAAGAAUGUACCGUUCCUGCUGUAUCUGUAUAUAUCUAAAUAUUUAUUGAAACAUGUCAUACUACUAAUUCUAUUAAUGAUUAAAGGUUUUCUGGACAAAACUCUCUUUACCUGUUUUUGAACAUUGUCGAGAUGGUUGGAGUUGGAUCUUCAGCUUUCUGUUACUCAACUCAAGGAUCUGUGUAAUCAUUAAAGAAAAAGUAUUAAAAAUUACAAAUAAACAUGUUCUGUGAGAUUUCUUGUUCAUCAAAACUCCAUAAAGUUAUUUCUGAGACAAAAUAUUUAACAUAGAAAAAGUUUGCAUUCAGGUAGCAACAGCCGGGUUUGAGUUAAGAGCACUUCAUGCUUCCUGCUGCUGACCAACUUUAUGGAGAUGCAGAUUUCAUUUCCCAAGAUGACUUGGCACCUGCACACAGUGCCAAAGCUAC
Molecule: messenger RNA, 6555 nt
Organism: Nothobranchius furzeri (turquoise killifish)
Lineage: Eukaryota; Metazoa; Chordata; Actinopteri; Cyprinodontiformes; Nothobranchiidae
Gene: glra1
Product: glycine receptor, alpha 1
Biological process (GO): neuropeptide signaling pathway; response to amino acid; chloride transmembrane transport
Cellular component (GO): synapse; neuron projection; plasma membrane
Molecular function (GO): glycine binding; transmembrane signaling receptor activity; extracellularly glycine-gated chloride channel activity
Source: RefSeq, a predicted model, not a curated record